UUUGCUUCUUUGCCUCAGAGUCUCUGCAUUAAGGAGUAACCUCCUAAUACAUUAGAAACACGCAAACAUUUGGAUUAAAGGAACAAAAAAUGUCCGUUUAUGCAUGGGGAGCCAAUUCGCAUGGCCAACUUGGCCUUGGUCAUGAAUCGGAAAUGUGCACAACACCACAAUUAUUAAGGAAAUACUCAUUCACACCGUCCAGUGUGCGAUCCAUACAAGGUGGCGGCGGUCAUGUGCUAGUUUUAGAUGCCUGUGGUCAAGUUCAUGCUUGUGGCUGGAAUAAUCGAGGUCAACUGGGUUUGGAUUUGAUGCGAGAUUGUGUUAGUGAAUUUAAGACAAUACCGGGAAAGUUUUUCGAUGAUGUUGCUGUCGAUGUUAUUGCCUGUGGUUGGGAUAUAUCUGGCUGUAUAACAAUGUCGCGUAAACUAUAUGUUUGGGGUUCCAAUGCCUUCCAGCAGUUGGGUAUUUGUCAACGUGGUUUCACUUCUAUACGCAAACCGUUUCACAUGCAAUUGCCUCGAAAUGAUAUUCCUGUGCGUGUAACCUUUGGUAUGCGCCACACCGCCGUACUUACAGACGAUUCGAAAAUUUACGUAUAUGGACGUUUGCGAGCUGCUGAUAGUUGCCCUGAAGAAUUAAAUAUUAUAAAAAUUAGUCAAAGUGCCAUGGUUGUAAAACUUUUACCACGACUAAGUUCCGAGCUAAGAAUUCAAAAUAUUUCGAGUGGUCAGAAUCAUUUAAUGAUGCAUUUGGCACCGACCGAAGAUCAACCGGAAAAUAAUGCACCAUCCCGUAGAGUUCUAAUAUUGGGUGAUAAUAAAUUUGGUCAGGCAAAUGCCUUUCAGUUUGAUGAGGAAAUUACACAAAUCGCCACUGGAUGGACUCAUAAUGCGGUCAUGUUAAAGGAUCUACGUAUUAUGAUGUGGGGUCGUAAUUGUUAUGGCCAAUUAGGUUUGGGUUCAUACACCGAAAAUCAUCCGACACCAAUGGAACUGAAGUUGUCACAUGCUAUAUUACCGAAGGAAAUCCAUUUGGGAUCUGAACAUGGUUUAAUAAUGACCAAAGAGGGUGAUGUUCUUACAUGGGGUUGGAAUGAACAUGGUAAUUGUGGCAAUGAUUCGACGCAUAAUCUCUCCAAACCAAGUAUGGUUGAUUUGCCUACCUCUUGUAAAACCGUUGGAACUGGUGCUGGAUUUUGUAUGGUUAUAUGUGAUAGAACUAAUUAAAUUGUUGUAAUUUGUUGUUGUUUUGGAUUAA
Musca vetustissima is the source of this 1257-nucleotide messenger RNA. RefSeq names its product secretion-regulating guanine nucleotide exchange factor-like. NCBI's taxonomy places the organism in Eukaryota, Metazoa, Arthropoda, Insecta, Diptera, Muscidae. The coding region runs from base 90 to 1226 and encodes 378 amino acids. The record is from RefSeq and is a predicted model, not a curated record. The transcript is spliced from 4 exons.